Molecule: messenger RNA, 669 nt
Organism: Thlaspi arvense
Lineage: Eukaryota; Viridiplantae; Streptophyta; Magnoliopsida; Brassicales; Brassicaceae
Source: the annotation of a GenBank genome assembly
AUGUCUACAGAGAUCGCUCAUCUGCGAAGGAGGUUGGUCGAAUUUCUGAUUCAGAGUACAACUCAACUCAAACUUCCUCCGAUCGUUAAAUACUCAUCUCUAUCGCUCUUUUUCGAUCGGUUUCGUCCUUGUGUAGUAAGAUUAAGUGUUUGGGUUCUGAUGGUUGAUGGCUUAACGACGCAAAUGAGCUUUUGUCAUUCUUCCUCGGAUGUCUCUCGGAAGCUUCUUGAUCCUUUGGUCUGUAGGUUUUUACAGAAAAAGAAAGCACAACAUUGGCUGUUGCAGCCAUUGACAGAGAGCAAUCUGCAGCUAUUUGUGUUAAUCUCCAUAUGGAUCUCAUGCAAAAUGCACUGUUCUCGAGGAUUAUCGGUUCAGAGUAUGAAAUCUUUGGGUGAUAAAGUGAUUACAGAGCAACUCUUCACUGUUGGGGAUUUCCUGGAAGCAGAGCUAGUUUUCCUGAAGGUUCUGAGAUUUGAGAUUGGCACUUUAAAUAUAGCUUAUACACUGCUUGAAGACCUUUUUAUUCAGUUCAAAGAAGUUGCAAAAGUGGGAGAACUGUUGAACUUUGAAGCAUGUAUGGACAUGAUGGAUCUUCUCUAUGAGAAGGAGGAGACAUCAGUUCUAUAUCAAUCUUCAACAUCUUUGGCUGUUUCCAUUUUGGUUACUUAA